Molecule: messenger RNA, 165 nt
Organism: Perkinsus marinus ATCC 50983
Lineage: Eukaryota; Perkinsozoa; Perkinsida; Perkinsidae
Exons: 1
Source: RefSeq, a predicted model, not a curated record
UAGGGUCGGAAUUUUGGAGGCCACCUCUGCAACUGGAAGCACUGAAAGCUUCUAUUGCAUCUUCCGACUCCUCCGCUCCGCUGAUCGGUGUGUUAGUGAUAGCCUGUCGAAGAGCGCGCUACUUGGAGAGGGCCCUCACGUCGUUUACUGAGAACCGUCCCGAUG